This is a messenger RNA of Ictalurus furcatus (blue catfish), 2306 nucleotides long. RefSeq lists its product as uncharacterized. The record is from RefSeq and is a predicted model, not a curated record. The transcript is spliced from 2 exons. The coding region runs from base 1192 to 2037 and encodes 281 amino acids. Lineage: Eukaryota; Metazoa; Chordata; Actinopteri; Siluriformes; Ictaluridae.
CAUGUAUAUAUCUGAUUCUGAACAAACUCCUGAAUUCUUUUCUGAAACCCAUUUCAGCAGAGUGUGUGCAGGGCUGUGACCCCGAGCGGGUAUUACCUCAUACUUUAUUCCCCUCUGCUCUACCUGAGCGUGUUCGCAGUCCAGAUGAAAGAGCGAACGACAGGGAUCAGUGAUCACUCACGCUGUUUUCUCCUCCACAAUAAUCCCGACUACAGAGAAUGUCAGAGCCGAGAUUCACAGAGAGACGGAAAGAGGGAAUCUACUGUGAAGAAUAGCUGAAUUCUUGAAUCUGAUUGGUCAGAAGGUGUCAUUUGUUUUCUAUACCCGCAGCUCUGACAGUAAUUUCUAUAGUAACGACUCAUUCACGGGGACUUUUACACAUUUAUGGAAGGAGUCUCCAGUGUCAGUGCCUUGUAACAGUCAGAGGUAAAGCUGUAGCUUUAAGUUUUCCAACAUCUUCAGGACAGACGAGUCUACACUUUGUGGUUUCUCUGUAUCAUGACAAAACUUUUUUUUUUUGUCUUAUUAACCUCAAGAGAGAGAGGGAGAAAAGAGAGGCUGGGGAAGGAACGAUAAAACAAAUAUAUAUAUUCCCAUGAAAUCUGAGGUGUGAAAGUGAUAUAUAAACCUUUAAUGGGAGUAAAUAUGUUAAAUAUUUCAUUGACUGAAUUCUUUUUUUUUUUUUUUUUUAAAUAAAAAUGCCAUCCUCUUAUGAGAAAAUGUAGAAGAAGUGACAGCUUAUUAAUUUCUCUUCCUGAGAUAGAAAUGUCUGUGAAUUUUGCAUCAUUGACACUAGCAGGGGUUUGGAUUUUGGUGUUAUUCCAUUUCGCCAUUAAAACGACCAGACCUGAGUGAUAGAACUGUAACUCAGUCGGGACUUGACUGUUUAAAUGCACAAUCAUGCUGAAGCUUGCGGUUUCUAAACACAGCCUGUGGCGCCAUCUAGGGGUCAUUUAAUUGAUCACAAGACAUAAUAAUACGUAACAGAACAUAAUAACACGUGAGAGACGCUGAGGUGUCCGUGACAGUGUGUGUGUGUGUGUGUGUGUGUGUGUGUGUGUGUGUGUGCACGUGCAUGGAGUUAAUCAGGUGAGAUUACAGACCUGACCCUAAUCCCUCUGACCCUACUGUCAGAGAUCUCGUCUCAGACACACAUAUCACUCUCAGGAGACGCUCCGGUCAGCUUGUACGAUGGCACCGGAUGAAGCAGUCACGCCGACAUGCCAUGCUAAAACCUCCGCCCUUCAUCCACUAGACUCCGGUGGCAUCGACAGACUCUCGCACACACCUGUCCUCCAUGUGUCAGCAGCACCCACUGGAGAAGCUCGGGCUCCGCUUACAUGCUCCUCCAACGAUGCCGACAUUUUCCCAUCUGCUGUGGCUCCAGUGCACGAUAUCCGUCUCUGUGCGAGGUCCUCGGAGAGACAGAGGAAGGCGGAGAACUUUGAGAACUUUCCACCUAGACGUCCACUGAAAUUAGCACCGAUAGAGCUCCCCCUGGAGGUGAAGGAGGCUCAGAGGCAGAAGAUACACUCCAUCUGGAAGGAGGCGGACGAUCUGGAGCAGACUGUUAAGAAAGUGAGCAAUCAUGGCAAAGCCCUCCUCUUACCUGUCAAUCAAAUUACAGUUGGUCAUAGGUUGGUCAACAAAGAGCUAGAUCAUCAGGCGCUCAAAGCGAAAUUUGCCAUUCACUCCUCUCCAGAUCUGUUCCAAACUCACCAGAAUACGACUUCCGUCCAGUCAGCACGUGGCAGGGUGAACAUCGGCCAAUCAGAGGUUCGCAAAGCUGGCCACUCCAAACUGCGCAAGGCUCGGCAGCUUGACGAGGAUCAGAGCAAAUCUGGAUCUUCCGCAGAGGGAUUAAAGGAUGAUGAGGGCAAACCUGCAGCAUCAGGGGCAACACUGCGCCAGCGGGAGAUGGGGAAAGUUCUGGAAAAGCCAUCGAGCAGGAAUCUGGUGGGAAAAGUUUCCGAGGUGGUGGUGGGGAGAGGGAGCAAGAGGAUGGCUGUUUACGGCAUCCAGGAAGCUGCACUUUAAUACUUUAACUCUCAGAGGAUGUAAGAACUGUCUGUCCUUAUUCUUUAGUCUCUCUCUCUCUCUCUCUCUCUCUCUCUCUCUAUAUAUAUAUAUAUAUAUUAUUCUAUAUAUGUCUGUCUCACACACAUUCGCUUUACUCUAUUUUUCUAGCUUGCCAUCAUUGUGCGAUCUUUCUCUUGUUAUCGUUCUCUUUCUUUAACUUCAUCUCUCUCUCACACACAUGACAAUUUCCAAUAAAGCAUUAUUGAAUAUUGCAAUCUGCAAAAGUA